GUCAGCAGUCAUUCUAUCGAUACCAAACCUCUGGAGUCAGUAUAUCAGACAUCAAAACAUGUUCCGCAUAAAUUCGAGGCUCAUUACCGCACGUAAAAAUUGCUUUGUAUCGCAAUUUAGUUCUCUUCCGGAGAUACUGACGUCUGAACUAGACGGAAUCAAAUCGGCCGGCACCUGGAAAAAUGAGAGGGUCAUAACAUCUCCUCAGAGGACUGAAAUUUCUCUGACGAGUGGACAGGAAGUGCUCAAUUUUUGCGCUAAUAAUUAUUUGGGACUGGCGAAUAACAAAGAAGUGGUAGCAGCAGCGAAAUCUGCCCUCGAUAAUUACGGAGCGGGUCUCAGCUCCGUGAGAUUCAUCUGUGGAACUCAGAGUAUUCAUCGGGACUUGGAGCGAAAAAUCGCGGAGUUUCAUGAACGUGAGGAUGCAAUUGUAUACGCUUCUUGCUUCGAUGCUAAUGCCGGCUUAUUUGAGAUUCUUACGAGCCCCGAAGAUGCUGUUAUCAGUGAUGAGUUGAAUCAUGCUUCGAUCAUCGAUGGAAUUCGUUUAUGCAAAGCGAAAAAAUUCAGGUAUAAGCACAGAGAUAUGAAAGACUUGGAAACGAAACUCGAGGAGAGUAAAUCCUGCAGAAUGCGAGUGAUAGCGACUGACGGAAUUUUUUCUAUGGACGGAAAUAUAGCACCUCUUCCUGAAAUCAUCCAAUUAGCAAAGAAAUACGACGCCAUUACCUUCGUAGAUGACUGUCAUGCAACUGGAUUUUUCGGAAGAACUGGAAGAGGAACCGAGGAGUACUUCGACCACCUCGGGCAAGUCGACAUAAUAAACUCCACCCUGGGAAAGGCCCUGGGGGGCGCAGCCGGUGGAUACACAACGAGCUCCAGCGCUCUGGUGGACUUGCUGCGCCAGAGAAGUCGUCCUUAUUUGUUUUCAAACUCCCUCCCACCCCCAGUCGUAGCCUCGGGGAUGAAGGCCCUUGAGCUAGUCAUGAAUAGUUCAGAACUCCUGGAGCAGUUGAAGGAGAAUACCCAACGAUUUAGGACAGCCAUGACCACUGCAGGAUUCGUCAUCAGUGGGGAAAAUCAUCCAAUUAGUCCUGUGAUGAUUGGAGAUGCAAAAUUGGCGUCUGACUUUGCUGACAAGAUGCUCGAAAGAGGCAUUUAUGUGAUUGGCUUCAGUUAUCCAGUUGUACCCAAAGGAAAAGCGAGAAUUCGUGUACAAUUGAGUGCAGUUCAUACGAGAGAGGAUAUUGACAGAGCUGUCAAUGCAUUCACCGAAAUUGGCAAAGAACUGAACGUCAUUUAAUCACAGAAUUCAAUCGCAAAAGUCUUCUCUCCAUUUUAUAAAAUGAGUUAUUUGGGCUGUUUCAUACAAUUUUCCCCGGGUAAUAUGGCAAAAAUGAGAAGUUACAGUCUUUGUAAUCAUAAAAGAAGAUAAAAAAUAAA
Molecule: messenger RNA, 1440 nt
Organism: Diachasmimorpha longicaudata
Lineage: Eukaryota; Metazoa; Arthropoda; Insecta; Hymenoptera; Braconidae
Gene: Gcat
Product: 2-amino-3-ketobutyrate coenzyme A ligase, mitochondrial
Exons: 5
Coding region: 59-1300 (413 amino acids)
Biological process (GO): biosynthetic process; L-threonine catabolic process
Cellular component (GO): mitochondrion
Molecular function (GO): glycine C-acetyltransferase activity; pyridoxal phosphate binding
Source: RefSeq, a predicted model, not a curated record